Molecule: messenger RNA, 1200 nt
Organism: Ectocarpus sp. CCAP 1310/34
Lineage: Eukaryota; Phaeophyceae; Ectocarpales; Ectocarpaceae
Source: the annotation of a GenBank genome assembly
GCUUGCCUGAGGGGCUUGCUUGACGGAUAUAUAUAAAAUACAUGGUCCUUUUUUAUCUGCUGUUCCUGGGCUAACAUAGCACCCAGUCUCAACACCACAGACCGCUGAGGGCGGCAGUGCACACUAACACGAUAUAUCGCAGUGAUCGUGUGUGGAGCCUAGCUAGGCGAGGUGUUAGUUCGGCGAUGACGAGGGUAUGAGAGCAUUUUAUGGAGCUGAGGGCUCGGAGCGUUUUUGUGGGGAUGGUGGCAGGCGGUCCCAAACAAGCGUGAUUUUACGAGGUAUGGAGGAACGAAGAGCAUCGGCGGCAACGGCGAGCGCGCCGAUGAGUUGCGGCAGCGGAAGCUCCUGUAUGCGUGCGGGGCCGAUGCAACAGCAGCAGCAGCAAGGUAUGGGUUGCACUCGCGAUUGGAGGAAUGCCGAUGCGGCUGGUGGGAUUUAUGUCUGCUGUGAGCCGAGGAGAUUUCACGGGCCUCCUCAGUGCCAUCGGUGCGGGCGUUCUGGACACAUCAGCAUCAAAUGCCUGGCACCAAACCACGAAAUGAUCUACUGGAAGUACAACCGACCUGGACCGUUUCAGCAGCAGCGGAGGAACGGCGAGUUUGGCGACGGGUCUGUGUGUUGGCAGCAGCAGCAGCAGAAGCAGCCAGGCGUGGUGCACGGCGGUGACUCUCAGCAGCAGCCGCGGCAACAACAGCUAGCAGACGGCCUCACCGGGGGUGCAGGUGGACAGGUGAGUGGUGGGGUGUUCGUUGGUGAGAAGGGGGGGGGGGCUGCUGCCGGUUCGUCUGCGGUGUAUUUGCCGGUAAAAGCCCCCGCCAACGUCGCUUCUCACACCGUAAACACACACUCUACCACUCGCUCUCCCCAGCGGCCCGCAACAUCACGUGUAGUAUCUGCAGUAGUGCGGCAACGCGAUGAGCUGGAUCUCAUGGAGGGCGGAUACAGCAGUAGACGUGUAGCGGAGGAACACAUGCUUGGAUUGUAUCACGUUGUUGUAGUUUCGCCGUCCGCGGAAUCACAACAACCCAAGCAUUCGUCGGAAGCGGCAGCAGCAGCAGCGUUGUCCCUGGUCGCCGCGUUGGCGCCGGGUACUCAGACGGAUGCAGCGGCGAUGGCGGCGGCGUCGACGGCCGCAGGGGCGGCGGCGGCGGCACCGGUGACGGAGGGGUGGACGUGAGCAACAGCAGCAGCAGCAGC